UGAAGUGUAGUAGUAGUAGCCACUCCAACUUUUCCGCCGUCGUCGUCGGAGAAUAAAACAUCAGAGCGAGGAGGUGACUCAGAAGGAAGGUUGAGGGCGAUGGAGAAAGUAAAGAUUGAAGAAAUACAGUCCACCGCUAAGAAACAGCGGAUUGCUACUCACACUCAUAUCAAAGGCCUCGGCCUCGAGCCAACCGGGAUUCCUAUACCAUUGGCGGCUGGAUUUGUCGGUCAACUCGAGGCUAGAGAGGCAGCUGGUCUUGUUGUCGACAUGAUCAAACAGAAGAAAAUGGCUGGCAAGGCUCUUUUGCUCGCUGGACCUCCCGGAACCGGGAAAACUGCUUUGGCUCUUGGAAUAUCCCAAGAGCUGGGAAGUAAGGUUCCCUUUUGUCCAAUGGUUGGAUCUGAGGUUUACUCAUCAGAGGUUAAGAAAACUGAGGUUCUCAUGGAGAAUUUUAGACGUGCCAUUGGCCUACGUAUCAAGGAAACCAAAGACGUCUACGAAGGAGAGGUUACGGAGCUGUCCCCAGAAGAGACUGAAAGUCUUACUGGAGGUUAUGGCAAAAGCAUCAGUCAUGUUAUCAUUGGACUCAAGACAGUCAAAGGAACCAAACAACUUAAGUUGGAUCCCACUAUCUACGAUGCCUUGAUUAAGGAAAAAGUAGCUGUGGGGGAUGUUAUAUACAUUGAAGCAAACAGUGGAGCUGUCAAGCGGGUGGGUAGAAGUGAUGCUUUUGCCACUGAGUUCGACCUGGAAGCAGAAGAAUAUGUUCCACUUCCCAAGGGAGAGGUUCACAAAAAGAAAGAGAUUGUGCAGGAUGUGACGCUUCAAGAUCUGGAUGCAGCAAAUGCUCGACCUCAAGGUGGGCAGGAUAUACUUUCUUUGAUGGGCCAAAUGAUGAAACCCCGGAAGACUGAGAUCACUGAUAAGCUGCGCCAAGAAAUUAACAAGGUUGUUAACCGUUAUAUAGAUGAAGGUGUUGCAGAACUCGUUCCCGGAGUUCUAUUUAUCGAUGAGGUUCAUAUGCUUGAUAUGGAGUGCUUUUCUUACUUAAACCGUGCGCUGGAGAGCUCUUUAUCUCCAAUAGUGAUAUUUGCAACAAAUAGAGGAGUCUGCAACGUUAGAGGGACUGAUAUGCCUAGUCCACAUGGAGUCCCUAUCGACUUGUUGGAUCGGUUGGUGAUUAUCAGGACUCAAAUCUAUAAUCCCUCUGAAAUGAUACAGAUUAUAGCCAUUCGUGCGCAAGUAGAAGAGCUAACGGUGGAUGAAGAAUGCUUGGUCCUACUUGGGGACAUUGGGCAAAGAACAUCUCUAAGACACGCUGUUCAGCUGUUGUCUCCUGCCAGCAUCGUGGCGAAAAUGAGUGGACGUGACAAUAUCUGCAAGGCUGAUAUAGAGGAAGUAACAUCACUCUACCUUGAUGCCAAAUCUUCAGCAAAGCUUUUACACGAGCAACAAGAAAAAUACAUCUCAUGAGAAACCCUAAUCGAAUGUCUUAUCAAAAGAUUUGCAUGUGUGCUCUGGUUGCUUCUCUUUCUAGCUAUUUUGUAAUGCAUGUGACGAUGGAGAAAUCUUAAAUUUGAUGGGAGAGAAUUGGCUUCUCUGAGACCAGAGUGGUGGUGAUUCGGAUGUAUCUUCAGUGUAAGCCUUGGUUAUUUACCUACAUUAGUUGAUCUUUGAGUUUCCUGGUUCCAAAUAGAUCUAGACCAAUUCUUCAAGAACAAACUUGUAAAAAAGUCUAUUAUCAAAAGAUAUUACUGGGAA
Raphanus sativus (radish) is the source of this 1764-nucleotide messenger RNA. RefSeq names its product ruvB-like protein 1. The transcript has 12 exons. Gene Ontology annotation, biological process: chromatin remodeling; box C/D snoRNP assembly; regulation of transcription by RNA polymerase II. Lineage: Eukaryota; Viridiplantae; Streptophyta; Magnoliopsida; Brassicales; Brassicaceae. Gene Ontology annotation, molecular function: DNA helicase activity; ATP hydrolysis activity; ATP binding. Gene Ontology annotation, cellular component: R2TP complex; NuA4 histone acetyltransferase complex; Swr1 complex. The record is from RefSeq and is a predicted model, not a curated record. The coding region runs from base 100 to 1476 and encodes 458 amino acids.